This is a messenger RNA of Balaenoptera musculus (blue whale), 1515 nucleotides long. It is a transcript of the gene ALX1, whose product is annotated as ALX homeobox 1. Gene Ontology annotation, biological process: positive regulation of transcription by RNA polymerase II; negative regulation of DNA-templated transcription; embryonic skeletal system morphogenesis. The record is from RefSeq and is a predicted model, not a curated record. The transcript has 4 exons. Bases 222 to 1205 code for a protein of 327 amino acids. Gene Ontology annotation, molecular function: RNA polymerase II transcription regulatory region sequence-specific DNA binding; DNA-binding transcription activator activity, RNA polymerase II-specific. Lineage: Eukaryota; Metazoa; Chordata; Mammalia; Artiodactyla; Balaenopteridae.
CCCGAGGAGCCCAGCUGAGUUUCAAGAUAUAAAAGCAACUUCGGGUGCCCCCUUUCCAGCCGGGACGUCUUAAAGGGCUCGGAGCCGGGCAGCUCCCCGCGCCGCAGCGCCUGCUUCCCCUUCGCUCCUCUCUGGCCCUCCCUCCUCCCGCCCCCUCGCUCCCUCCCCCAGCGCGCUCCAGCCUCCGAUCUCCAGUAGCUCCGAGACAGCUUUCCAGGAUUAUGGAGUUUCUGAGCGAGAAGUUUGCCCUCAAGAGCCCACCGAGUAAAAACAGUAACUUUUACAUGGGCGCAGGAGGCGCGUUGGAGCACGUUAUGGAGACGCUGGACAAUGAGUCCUUUUACAGCAAAGCGUCGGCGGGCAAAUGCGUGCAGGCCUUCGGGCCCCUGCCCCGCGCCGAGCAUCACGUGCGCCUGGAGAGGACCUCGCCCUGUCAGGACGGCAGCGUGAACUAUGGGAUCACUAAAGUAGAAGGACAGCAGCCUCUUCACACCGAACUAAAUAGAGCUAUGGACAACUGUAACAGUCUCCGGAUGUCUCCCGUGAAAGGGAUGCCAGAGAAGGGAGAACUGGAUGAACUUGGGGAUAAAUGUGACAGCAACGUAUCCAGCAGUAAGAAACGGAGACACCGAACCACCUUUACCAGCUUGCAGCUGGAGGAGCUGGAAAAGGUCUUUCAGAAAACCCAUUACCCGGAUGUAUACGUCAGAGAACAGCUUGCUCUGAGGACUGAGCUGACUGAGGCCAGGGUCCAGGUUUGGUUUCAAAAUCGAAGGGCCAAGUGGAGAAAAAGAGAACGUUAUGGCCAAAUCCAGCAAGCUAAAAGCCAUUUUGCUGCCACCUAUGACAUAUCAGUUUUGCCAAGGACUGACAGCUAUCCACAGAUUCAGAACAAUUUGUGGGCAGGAAAUGCGAGUGGUGGUUCUGUGGUCACUUCAUGCAUGUUACCACGUGACACUUCCUCCUGUAUGACACCUUACUCUCACUCGCCUCGGACAGAUUCCAGUUACACAGGGUUUUCAAACCACCAGAACCAGUUCAGCCACGUGCCCCUCAACAAUUUUUUCACUGACUCUCUUCUUACCGGGGCUACCAAUGGACAUGCAUUUGAAACAAAGCCAGAGUUUGAAAGGAGGUCCUCCAGUAUCGCAGUCCUUCGAAUGAAAGCCAAGGAGCACACUGCCAAUAUUUCAUGGGCCAUGUAACAUACAGUACUCUUUUCUUUUUCUCUUAAUGGCAAAGUAAAACAUUCUUAUUUCUCAUAUUUAAAGGAUACCACAAUAAGCUGCUGUGUGUGGAAUUGCUAAAGGUCAAGAUAUACAGUGAGACCAGCUUAAAUGAAUAGUUGUUAUUAUUUAACAUUAAAAUCUAAGAAUGAACCUCUGAAAAGACUAAAUAGGUUUACCAUGCAUCCGUCUCCACAAACUCUGUUUUAGUAGUAAGAUUUUUUUUCUAUUGUACGAGUCAAUGAAAUAUGAUCAUGCAGCUUCUGAAAAGAAUAAAUGUAUUAAACAA